AGCACUUGGUAAAAAGUUAUAUACUCACAUGAUCUUCAAGUAGGCUCCAAGCCUUAUCUCUGUUUACCAUGUUGAUGGAGGUAGCGGAAGAGAGAGGUGGUGCAGAUGGAAGAGAGGAGUACACCAAGGAUGGGACUGUAGAUCUCAAGGGUAGGUCUAUUCUCAGAUCAAAGACUGGAAGAUGGAGAGCUUGUUCCUUCAUUGUGGGGUAUGAAAUGUGUGAGAGGAUGUCAUAUUAUGGAAUCGCAUCAAACCUUGUGCUGUAUUUGACAAGGGAGCUCCACGAAGGCACUGUAAAAUCUGCAAACAAUGUCACUAACUGGGCUGGCUUUGUAUGGAUGGCACCAAUUUUAGGUGCUUACAUUGCAGAUGCUCAUCUUGGUCGUUACAGGACCUUUGUCAUCGCAUCAGGAAUUUACCUCUUGGGAAUGAGCCUCUUGACCUUAGCAGUUUCAGUGCCAGCACUCAAGCCUCCAUCUUGUGGGCAUGGGGUGAAAGAUGAGGACUGUGAAAAACAUGCGUCGACAUUCCAAGUUGGUAUAUUCUAUUUCGCACUGUACAUAAUUGCAAUUGGAACUGGUGGAACCAAGCCCAACAUCUCCACCAUGGGAGCAGACCAGUUCGAUGACUUUGAUCCAAAGGAAAGGACUCAAAAGCUAUCCUUCUUUAACUUUUGGAUGCUCGGCAUUGUCUUUGGCACCCUCUUCUCAUACACUUUUCUUGUGUACAUACAAGACAAUGUUGGCUGGAGUCUGGGAUAUGGCCUUCCUACCUUAGGGCUGGCGCUUUCGAUCCUAGUGUUCUUGGUGGGUACCCCCUUUUAUAGGCACAGACUGCCCUCAGGGAGUCCCUUAACAAGGAUGUCCAUGGUACUUGUAGCUGCAGUGAGGAAGUGGAAAGUGCCUGUUCCUAAGGACCCAAAAGAGCUUCAUGAGCUGAGCCUUCGUGACUACUCAAACCUUGGGAAUUUCAGAAUUGAUCGUACACCUACAUUAAGAGUGCUAGACAAAGCCGCAGUAAAGAGUGGGCCAACGUCUCCAUGGAUGCUAUGUCCAGUGUCCCAAGUGGAAGAAACUAAGCAAAUGAUAAAAAUGAUUCCAGUUUUGAUUGCGACACUCAUACCUAGUACCAUUACAGCUCAGGUGGGAACCCUUUUUAUCAAACAAGGCACCACACUUAACAGGAGCCUGGGUCCCCAUUUCGAUAUUCCACCAGCAUGUCUAACAUCUUUUGUAGUAAUCUUCAUGUUUAUAAGCCUAGUAAUUUACGAACGCCACUUCGUUCCUGCCAUACGUAAGUAUACUGGAGACCCAAGAGGGAUCUCACUGUUGCAGAGACUAGGAAUUGGACUAGUGCUGCAUAUCAUUAUCAUGGUCACCGCUUGCUUUGCUGAAAGGACGAGACUCAGCGUUGCGAGAGAAAAUGGGAUUUUGGGUAAAAACCAAACAGUCCCCCUUACAAUUUUCAUUCUCCUCCCUCAGUUUGCUUUGAUGGGUAUCGCUGACGCGUUUGUGGAUGUAUCAAAGCUCGAGUUUUUCUACGACCAAGCACCUCAAGGAAUGAAAAGCCUUGGAACUUCAUAUUUCACGACCAGUGUCGGAAUUGGGAAUUUCCUUAGUAGUUUUCUUCUAACAACAGUUUCUCAUAUAACCAAGAAGCAUGGCCAUAGAGGGUGGAUUCAGAACAAUCUAAAUACUUCGCGUUUAGACUAUUUUUAUGCAUUCUAUGCGAUCUUGAGUUUCCUCAACUUGCUCUUCUUUCUCUUGGUUGCAAAGUUCUAUGUCUAUAAUGAGGAAGUGGAUGUGAUAGAGUCCAAAAGGGAAUUGCAGAAAGUCAUGGAACCUUCACCUAAUGAGAUUUGAUGUUAGGAUAAGGAAGUUCCUUUGAACAAUGGAUUGGGAUGAUAAAACUUGUAUUCUUGUUUGCUUCUUGGAAACUGGAAUCAUAAUCAGCUGAUUCUUUGCUACUUCGGUACUGUAAAACUACAUGGUCAAGAUAUAUAUUGCAGGCAUUGCUGGUUUUUUGCAUUGUUUCAAAGAAUGUUUUGUCGAAGCUUAUCAAGACAGAAAUGAAAUCUAAACCUCGGAGGAAAUUUUUAGUUCUAAUAAGCUCAAUUUUUCUUCAGAUUUUCAAUUGUUAGUUUCUUGACUAUAUUACAAAUCAAUUU
Molecule: messenger RNA, 2167 nt
Organism: Vitis riparia (riverbank grape)
Lineage: Eukaryota; Viridiplantae; Streptophyta; Magnoliopsida; Vitales; Vitaceae
Product: protein NRT1/ PTR FAMILY 5.2-like
Exons: 4
Coding region: 69-1862 (597 amino acids)
Biological process (GO): transmembrane transport; dipeptide transport
Cellular component (GO): membrane
Molecular function (GO): tripeptide transmembrane transporter activity; dipeptide transmembrane transporter activity
Source: RefSeq, a predicted model, not a curated record